Messenger RNA from Oncorhynchus keta (chum salmon), 9055 nucleotides. RefSeq lists its product as uncharacterized. The coding region runs from base 8025 to 9020 and encodes 331 amino acids. NCBI's taxonomy places the organism in Eukaryota, Metazoa, Chordata, Actinopteri, Salmoniformes, Salmonidae. The record is from RefSeq and is a predicted model, not a curated record. The transcript is spliced from 4 exons.
ACCUUACUGUUAUACACCUGUUAUAAACCUCCUGUAAACUGUUAAAACACCAGAAUAUACAGCUUUCAGAUGACCCUGACCUCCGUGUUGAGAACCUUACUGUUAUACAUGUCGUUAUAAACCUCUUAUAAACUGUUAAAACACCAGAAUAUACAGCUUUCAGAUGGCCCUGACCGCCAUGGUGAGCAUUUUAACAUUAUACAAGUACCAAUCUCAUUCCCAGACACUUCCGCCCAAAUGCUCAAUGAGUCUGUUGGACCAAUGCGUCAAACGUUGCCUUCUUUGAGCCAUGCAUACAGUGGGGCAAAAAACUAUUUAGUCAGCCACCAAUUGUGCAAGUUCUCCUACUUAAAAAGAUGAGAGAGGCCUGUAAUUUUCAUCAUAGGUACACUUCAACUAUGACAGACAAGAUGAGAAAUAAAAUCCAGAAAAUCAAUAAUUUUUAAUUAAUUUAUUUGCAAAUUAUGGUGGAAAAUAAGUAUUUGGUCACCUACAAACAAGCAAGAUUUCUGGCUCUCACAAACCUGUAAUUUCUUCUUUAAGAGGCUCCUCUGUCCUCCACUCGUUACCUGUAUUAAGGGCACCUGUUUGAACUUGUUAUCAGUAUAAAAGACACCUGUCUACAACCUCAAACAGUCACACUCCAAACUCCACUAUGGCCAAGACCAAAGAGCUGUCAAAGGACACCAGAGACCUGCACCAGGUUGGGUGCACCAGGUUGGGAAGACUGAAUCUGCAAUAGGUAAGCAGCUUGGUUUGAAGAAAUCAACUGUGGGAGCAAUUAUUAGGAAAUGGAAGACAUACAAGACCACUGAUAAUCUCCCUCGAUCUGGUGCUCCACGCAAGAUCUCACCCCGUGGGGUCAAAAUGAUCACAAGAAAGGUGAGCAAAAAUCCCAGAACCACAUGGGGGGACCUAGUGAAUGACCUGCAGAGAGCUGGGACCAAAGUAACAAAGCCUACCAUCAGUAACACACUACGCCGCCAGGGACUCAAAUCCUGCAGUGCCAGACGUGUCCCCCUGCUUAAGCCAGUACAUGUCCAGGCCCGUCUGAUGUUUGCUAGAGAGCGUUUGGAUGAUCCAGAAGAAGAUUGGGAGAAUGUCAUAUGGUCAGAUGAAACCAAAAUAUAACUUUUUGGUAACAUCUCAACUCGUCAUGUUUGGGUAUAUAACAAAGUAUUGAGAUAAACUUUUGUUAUUGACCAAAUACUUAUUUUCCACCAUCAUUUGCAAAUAAAUUCAUAAAAAAUCCUACAAUGUGAUUUUCUCAAUAAUUUUUUUAAUUUUCUCUGUCAUAGUUGAAGUGUACCUAUGAUGAAAAUUACAGGCUUCUCUCAUCUUUUUAAGUGGGAGAACUUGCACAAUUGGUGGCUGACUAAAUACUUUUUUUGCCCCACUGUAGGCAUUGGCUUAACCGGCUUGAUCCAGUGUUCAUUUUGACACUCUUUUUUUAGAUUUUGUCUAGUCUUGGUCAUUUUCACUAAAAUAUCAUUAAGUCUUAGUCACAUUUUUGUCAUUUGAAUACUGAUUUAGUCUAGUUAUUGUAAAAAUUAUGAAAACGCUGGGCCAUUUUAGUCAAAUAAAUGCCCUUUCAUUUUAGUAACAUUUUAGUCAUAUCACAUUUGUAUUGCCUCAUUAACCUAUAGUAAACAAAUCACUGACUUCCAUGUGCUUCGGAAAGUGUGUUCGGAAAGAAUUCAGACCCCUUCACUUUUUCCACGUUUUGUUACGUACAGCCUUAUUCUAAAUCAAGCCUUUUCUCCCAGGAACAGAGGGAGACUUGGCUAGUACUUUGGCUACAGAACCUGGCUUUGAAAUGCAGUGGCGAAAGUGUGAGGGUUGAGCAAGACUACAAAUUUAAAGACUUUUCUAUACUCUAGGGAGAGAAAAACAUAGCUAGACUGUUGUUUUACUAUUAAACAUAAUGCUGCAAUUGUUUUUCAUUUAGUAAAGCAGCUUGACCAGGCAAAGGGUAGCUAACUAGAAGGCUGGCGGUGACUGGUUAGCUACGGAGAAACAGGAAAGUAGCCUGCGUAAUGUGUGUAAUAGGAGAAAGCUUGCUUCCCCGCAGCUCACCAGCUGAUGAAGGCUGUGUGCCGGGUGUGGCGCGUCCUUCCACUGCUGAACAGAACUGCGCUGUGCUUCUGUUCUGCUAAUAUUAAUUGUACUUAUCACUGAAAAAUUCUCAAUGACUCCAAAAAACUAUUGCAGUGAGAUUUUAUCCACAGAGAUAAUUUAGUCUCGUCAUAAUCAACUGAUAUUAAACAUAUUGUAACGACCCUGGGUUUAUAAGUGCGGAAAUCGACUCUGCCGCUUGAGCAUGCUUUUGCGGCACAGUCGAUAGCGCAGCGCACCUCGGGCUCGAAGGUCGAAGGCCCUGCUGUUUCAUUACAUUACAUACACAUUAUAUAUAUAUAUAUCUAUAUAUGUGUAUAUUAAAACAUUCUCAGUCUAUUUAGUUAGUUAUCAUCUUGUAAAUUAACACAGAAAAUAGGUAUUCGGUGAAUAUUUUAGUCACUAUUUUUGUUGACGAAAUGAACACUGGAUUCAUCUACCAACCAAUCAUCUCCCACAACACCUUCCCCUAACCCUUCCCCGUACACUAGCACACCUCAAGCACAGAGCCAUGCCUCGCAGUUGUGUGAUUCGUUCAAAUGAAAUGAUGAUAAAUACUUUACUCAGUAAGGUUAAUCCCAUAGAAUUCUACGGUCACUCCAACUAAAGCUAACUUUGAAUUGUUGCUGUACCAGGUUUAUAUGCACUGUUCACAAUAGCCUAGGUAUGAGGUUAUACCAGUUUCUGGCUAAAGGAUAUAUAAUACAUUUUGGAAAGUAUUUGAGGCGCUUGCUUUUCCUUGGGUUGCACUUUUUGUACUAUUCCAUUGGUUCAAUUAUACAUGGAAAACCAAACCUCCCAAAAUAUUUCACAUACUUGACACAAGUCUGUUACAUAUAGCCAGCCUGGUUCCUCUUCCUACAGGCUCACUAGCCAGACCCCAUAGUCUCAAGCAGCAUACGUCUGAUUAAUAUCAGGUCAUUAGAUAACAGAUAGUUAAGAGAUGACAUAACAGAGGUUAUGUAUGGGGACUGUGUGUGUUACUUCCCAAUGUAAAGAAUAUUUUUUAAAGAAUAUCUACCUCAGCCCUCUCCAAAACAAAAUACUUGUUCUUCUGGGACAAACGACUGGCUUUAGACCCUUCUUCUGAAAACCUGAUCUCUCUCUUUCUCUCCUCCUCCCUCCUUCUCUUCCUUCACUCUCUCUGUCCAUCUUUAUCUAAUUUUCUGCUCCUCUGCUAUCAGUCGGUUGGUGCGCUCUUAUUUCUCCAAUUGGGUGAACUUUCAAUUACUGCAUGUGUGCGCGUCCCAAAUGGCACCCUAUUCCCUUUAGUGCACUACUUUUGAUCUGGACCCUGUGGUAGUGCACUAAAAGGGAAUAGGGUUCCAUUUGGGAAGCAGACAGAGCGUUUUCUGGUGUCAGUCUGAAGUCUGGAGUCCCUCAGGUAGAAUGGGGAGUGUAACAGGCAGACAGAGAAAGAGACUGACAGGAUGAGAGAGAGACAGAAAGAGAGCGAGACAGACAGAAAGAGAGACAGACAGACAGAACGAGAGCAAGACAGACAGAACGAGAGAGAAACAGACAGAACGAGAGAGGCAGACAGAAUGAGAGAGACAGACAGACAGAACGAAAGCGAGACAGACAGAACGAGAGAGCGAGACAGACAAAACGAGAGUGAGACAGACAGAAGAAGAGAGAGACAGACAGAACCAGAGAGAGAGAGAGAGAGACAGAACGAGAGAGAGAGACUGACAAAACGAGAGAGAGAGACAGUACGAGAGAGAGACAGACAGAACGAGAGGGAGAGAGACAGAAUGAGAGAGAGACAGACAGAACGAGAGAGAGAAGGCAGGAUGGUCUCCUGGGACACAGAUGAAAAGCGGCUAAUGUGAUGUAGCGGGCACUGAAAGGGCACCAGCCUGCACGGCAGAGAGAAGACCAGUAAACGAUAUGGGGUGUGCAGAGUGAGAAUGAAGGAAGGGCUGAAGAGACGCAAGUCUCAGGAAUCCCUGAAGUGGACGUGACAAGGAUGAAAUAGACAGUGAGGGAGGGAGCCUGGCGGGGGGACGGAGAGAGAUUGAGUCAGCGAUACCACCCCCCCUUAAUCCUCCUCCUCCUACCCUUCUUCCAUCAAGGCUUUGAAGUGGGACUGUCUUGCACUGGGCUCUGAUGUCCAGAGAUAGCAGGACAGAGGAUGACAGAGCGAGGGAGAAGGUCUGAAAGGGAUGGAAGCACGGAGAGAUGAGACGUUAUUAGAUUAGCAGACCAUAACAAGGGUAUUUCAGGACUAACUGAGGACAUUCAUUUAUCUGUGGGAAUAGUGAUCUGAAUAUACAAAUAUGUAUACUAUUAUAUUACUUAUACAAAGUAAAGAUGGCCAAAUAUAACCAAGGGAGGCAUUGUUGUUUCAUGUUUAAAUGUUUGAGGAUCAACUUUAUUAAGCACUACCUAGAGAAAUGAACAGACAGUCAAGUUAAGAUGUGUCAUCCAAUGUGUACCUGGCCUGGCCAGACUCAGUCAUGCUGUCAGUCGGGGUCUCGCUCUGUGGUUCUAUUAGCUGGUUUCAGUUAUUUUAUGAUAGACGGGGCAUGGCAACAUUUUGUUAGGUUGACAGUUAGAGCUUCUGUUCUGGAAAUUCACCUGGGAAUCCACCUUAGGCAUCGGUGACAGAAAUACAGAUCCUGUGUGUGUGUGUGUGUGUGUUUGUGUGCUUGCGUGUGUGUGUGUGGGGGUUCCAGAUUAAUGUUCCUGUAUGUGUGUGUGUGUGUGUGUGUGUCUGGAAUCCCCCUAUCUCCCUCCCCAGUGAUGUUUCCUCUGGCUCAGAUAAAGAAUGCCCUGCCGUGACUGUGCUCUCACUCAGUAUGCAAAAACAUAACCCAUUCACAGUUAGAGACACAGUACACACACACACACACACACACACACACACACACACACACACACACACACACACACACACACACACACACACUCUCAUAGUAGGAUUUGUACCUUUCUGUCCGAUGAUAGAGGGUGAUACCUGCCAGUUACCAACACACUGAGAAUGGCCUGUCUAGUUAUAAAAGGGCACAGUUACAGGCAGGAGGGGCAGCGAAGCAGCCCAGGUACAUACAACUCAUUACCACACCUGGCUCCGCUUGACUCAUUCCAAACUACCCAGGGCACUGAGAAAUGCUGUCUCUGAAUAGAAGAUGUGUCUGUUCUGUCUCCAUCACAGUCAGGAUAUGAAUCAAUAUGAUUCAUAUUCUGCUUUCUUACAGAGUAUAUGAGAGCUGAAUUUGCAUAAGGUACAAAAAGGGCCUCUUCUGGAUUUUCCUUUCCUUAACUGAAACUGGUUUAAUUCAGAAAGGCAGUUGACGGUUUAUGACAAUUCAACUUCUCUUUUAUGUGUUGCAUGUGUGUGUGUGUGUGUGUGUGUGUGUGUGUGUGUGUGUGUGUGUGUGUGUGUGUGUGUGUGUGUGUGUGUGUGUGUGUGUGUGUGUGUGUGUGUGUGUUUGUGUGUGUGUGCGUGUGCGUGUGCGUGUGUGUGAUGGGGUUGCUGCAUCCCUCAGAGGCCCCCUGACAGUUCCUCCCCUGAGUGAAAGGGGGACUCGGGGACCACCCAUCGGGUGGCGCGGGGGUGCAGAUCAAGCUGACCCUGGGAGUAGCUGGGGGUCCAAUGCUUUGUUUGUUGUUUUACAAUGACCUCAGCCUCCUGACACCUGAUUGUCUGUCUCUGAGUGACAAGCCGAUGUGUAAAGCUGCAGAGUUAAGCUGAUGGCUUAGGAAAGAGGAAAAGAGACAACCAUGUCCUUUUUCCUCCCAUCAAACUGAGGAUUAUCAACCUUUUGCUUUUCUCAUAAGCACAUGCAGCACAUUGAGGGGAAACAUGUUUGUUUUUUAUGUAUUUUGGUCCCUAAAUCAAAAGCUAUGAGAUCUUGUCCCCCGCCGCAAGACGCUUUGGCCACACCAGAACAAACUCCUAAUGGUCUGUUUCCUCAAGGCAUAUUUAGAACCAUAUAGUGGCUCAUUAUUAUAAUUGAUUCGGCCUGUGGGGGUUUCCCUGUCCGUCCAUUCAUACCACGGCCAGUCGUUAUAAUGGGAAGCAGACUGGAUUGUCCCAUGAAUGGAAUUAGGCACACACACACACACACACACACACACACACACACACACACACACACACACACACACACACACACACACACACACACACACACACACACACACACACACACACACACACACACACACACACACACACACACACACACUCGCUCUCUCUCUCGGGGAAGCAUCAUGUGCACUGCGUUGCCUAAUUCCCACUGAUUGUUGUUACAUAUUUGCAGCUACCAAAAUAAACUGUGGUUGUUGUAAUACCCAGGGUGAAGAGACAUAUAUACAGGUGUUAGUGUGGGGUAUGUUUCUCCAAAUAGAUACAGGUGUUAAAGUGGGGUAUAUUUCUCCACAUAGAUACAGGUGUUAGUGUGGGGUAUGUUUCUCCACAUAGAUACAGGUGUUGGUGUGGGGUAUGUUUCUCCACAUAGAUACAGGUGUUAGUGUGGGGUAUGUUUCUCCACAUAGAUACAGGUGUUAGUGUGGGGUAUGUUUCUCCACAUAGAUACAGGUGUUAGUGUGGGGUAUGUUUCUCCACAUAGAUACAGGUGUUAGUGUGGGGUAUGUUUCUCCACAUAGAUACAGGUGUUAGUGUGGGGUAUGUUUCUCCACAUAGAUACAGGUGUUAGUGUGGGGUAUGUUUCUCCACAUAGAUACAGGUGUUAGUGUGGGGUAUGUUUCUCCACAUAGAUACAGGUGUUAGUGUGGGGUAUGUUUCUCCACAUAGAUACAGGUGUUAGUGUGGGGUAUGUUUCUCCACAUAGAUACAGGUGUUAGUGUGGGGUAUGUUUCUCCACAUAGAUACAGGUGUUAGUGUGGGGUAUGUUUCUCCACAUAGAUACAGGUGUUAGUGUGGGGUAUGUUUCUCCACAUAGAUACAGGUGUUAGUGUGGGGUAUGUUUCUCCACAUAGAUACAGGUGUUAGUGUGGGGUAUGUUUCUCCACAUAGAUACAGGUGUUAGUGUGGGGUAUGUUUCUCCACAUAGAUACAGGUGUUAGUGUGGGGGUAUGUUUCUCCACAUAUAUACAGGUGCUAGUGUGGGGUAUGUUUCUCCACAUAGAUACAGGUGUUAGUGUGGGGUAUGUUUCCCCACAUGGAUACAGGGAACAUUCAGAACAAGCCAGUGGCUGCAAGCAGCAAGCUGACCUGAGAAGCGGUCGGCUGGUCGGUCGCUAGGUGUUGCCAACAUGAGGAAUUCAUUCCGUUGGCCGGGCAGGAAGUGACAGACUCCAGAUGACUCCCACGACAACAACACUACUUGUUGUCGCUGCGCAGCACGAAAAGUGUAGCCUUGUCCCAGAUCUGUUUGUGCCCUCUUGCCAGCUCUGUGACAAUGACCAAACAGAUCUGGGACCAGGCUACACUUUUCCUGUCUAACAUUGUCGCCGUACGCUGCGCGGCUCCACAACAAGUAGUGUUGAAUUAGAUGAGGUCAGUUUGAGUGUGAAAAAAUCUUAAGUAAGCAUGAUUGCACACAUUUCAGUUCAACUAUGAGUGUGGGUGGGGAAACCACUUACCGUUUACUCACCACUUUUAGUCAUUUUAGGUUCCAGAUUUUCAUUAGAAGCCAGUCAGAUGUCUCUUAUUCAAUGACUCAGUGCUUUCUGUUUUCACUUUUUUGAAUUCCCCAUGACCCUAUCUUGAAUUUCAUGGCCGUGCCAGUAAUGAUAAGUAAUCAAUACAUUUAUCAGUACGUUCCAUGUCUCUUGAGACCCAGUACCUCAACAGACAACAUCAGUCUAAUCCACUACUGUGUGAGAAUUGAGGAAAAAAUAAAACGCUUUAAAAUGAAUUUCUCAGUCAUAGCCAAGGAUGAAUCUCAUUGGAAGGUUUUGUCUGUGACUCCAGUCCUUUAUGUUCUCACUGUCAGACAAUGUGCUUCCACUCUGGAGAGACACUCAGGCAACAACUCAGCUUAGUUUGGAAAGGGAAAAACCCCACACAUCAUGCAGCAGAGCACAUGCAGCCCUCUCUGGGAAUGUUUAGAUAUCUCCUCAACGGAAAAGGGAAAACUUCCCUCUUUCUCUCCUCUCUCUCCAUGCUCCAACUGCAGCGGGAGAAGAGGGCUGUCCCCAAACACACGCACGAGGAUAUGAAUGCACACACACACACACACACACACACACACACACACACACACACACACACACACACACACACACACACACACACACACACACACACACACACACACACACACACACGCACACACACACACACACACAGACACACAGACACACACACACAGGCAGUACACACACACGCACACACACACACACACACACACACACACACACACACACACACACACACACACACACACACACACACACACACACACACACACACACACACAGACACAGACACACACACACAGGCAGUACACACACACACACACACACACACACACACACACACACACACACACACACACACACACACACACACACACACACACACACACACACACACACACACACACACACACACACACAGACACACAGGCAGUACACACACACACACACACACACACACACACACACACACACACACACACACACACACACACACACACACACACACACACACACACACACACACACACACACACACACACACAGACACACACACAGACACACACACACAGGCAGUACACACAUACACAAACACACACACACACACACACAGACACACACACAGACACACACACAGACACACACACACAGGCAGUACACACAUACACAAACACACACACAGGCAGCGGUGGAGAGCACAAUGCACAGUGAACGUCUUAUUUGGUAUUUCCUGUGUAACCCCUACAGCCAGCCAGGCAGCGCACCCCCUGCACUUCAGGCCCCAUCUGUGUUAAUUGUUGACGGGCUCUUGGCCACGGUUCAGGUCGAG